Pan troglodytes (chimpanzee) is the source of this 1336-nucleotide messenger RNA. It is a transcript of the gene ESD, whose product is annotated as esterase D. Gene Ontology annotation, molecular function: S-formylglutathione hydrolase activity. Lineage: Eukaryota; Metazoa; Chordata; Mammalia; Primates; Hominidae. The record is from RefSeq and is a predicted model, not a curated record. Gene Ontology annotation, cellular component: cytosol. The transcript is spliced from 9 exons. The coding region runs from base 329 to 1177 and encodes 282 amino acids. Gene Ontology annotation, biological process: formaldehyde catabolic process.
AGUUUCUACAUAAGUGACACGGAAACCCUCUGCACGAGUUAAGCGAAGCUACACCUCAAGUUUAUUAAUGCCUCGGGUUCUUGCUGCUGGCUCUGGGAAGAGUCUGAGCACGCACAGCAGACUGAUCCCCGACAAGGUGACAGGGACUAACCUAACGCCCUCCUCGUUGGUCCUAGUAACCACACAGAGUAGAAACGCGGGCGAAGGCAGGAGUUGGAGGGGGCGCCCACGCGGAGGCUGCCGGGAAGUGCAGUGAGCAAAGGCGGCGGGGCCAUGGAAACUGAACUGGAGAAGAGCGGGUUCUCGGAGUUAAAAGCGAGAGAGAAGAAUGGCAUUGAAGCAGAUUUCCAGCAACAAGUGCUUUGGGGGAUUGCAGAAAGUUUUUGAACAUGACAGUGUUGAACUGAACUGCAAAAUGAAAUUUGCUGUCUACUUACCAUCAAAGGCAGAAACAGGAAAGUGCCCUGCACUGUAUUGGCUCUCAGGUUUAACUUGCACAGAACAAAAUUUUAUAUCAAAAUCUGGUUAUCAUCAGUCUGCUUCAGAACAUGGUCUUGUUGUCAUUGCUCCAGAUACCAGCCCUCGUGGCUGCAAUAUUAAAGGAGAAGAUGAGAGCUGGGACUUUGGCACUGGUGCUGGAUUUUAUGUUGAUGCCACUGAAGAUCCUUGGAAAACCAACUACAGAAUGUACUCUUAUGUCACAGAGGAGCUUCCCCAACUCAUAAAUGCCAAUUUUCCAGUGGAUCCCCAAAGGAUGUCUAUUUUUGGCCACUCCAUGGGAGGUCAUGGAGCUCUGAUCUGUGCUUUGAAAAAUCCUGGAAAAUACAAAUCUGUGUCAGCAUUUGCUCCAAUUUGCAACCCUGUACUCUGUCCCUGGGGCAAAAAAGCCUUUAGUGGAUAUUUGGGAACAGAUCAAAGUAAAUGGAAGGCUUAUGAUGCUACCCAUCUUGUGAAAUCCUAUCCAGGAUCUCAGCUGGACAUACUAAUUGAUCAAGGGAAAGAUGACCAGUUUCUUUUAGAUGGACAGUUACUCCCUGAUAACUUCAUAGCUGCCUGUACAGAAAAGAAAAUCCCCGUUGUUUUUCGAUUACAAGAGGGUUAUGAUCAUAGCUACUACUUCAUUGCAACCUUUAUUACUGACCACAUCAGACAUCAUGCUAAAUACCUGAAUGCAUGAAAAACUCCAAAUAAGAGAAUCUCUUCAGGAUUAUAAAAGUUGUAAAAUGCAACUGUAUUGCUGAGCAAAAAAAAAAAAAAUUCAAAACAUUGGAUUUUAUAAUGCUAAAAGGGCUUUAUUCUAUAGUGGAAUCACCUCUGAAUAAAGAUAUAAAACCUA